CAUCCUCUCACCACGCAAUGUCUCCUAGUACUCCAACCAGGGAUCUCAAACUGAAUGUUCCGCGUCAUAAUACCCAGAGGAUAGGCCCCAUGUUGACCGGGGCAGUGCAGGCAGUAGCUCGCGGACAGAAGAUCAAGACUGACCUUCGUCAGUCAGGACACGAUCCCGGGAGUGCCUUAGCUAUUGCAGUGGAGAGCGCCAGUGAGUGGAAUUCACUACUGACUACGGCGCGAGCGGACAGAGGGCCACAAUGGGACGUUGGCACGCAACAAUUCCAUGUAGAAGCAGAGUCCGAACUCUACUACAACCCGUCACCACUUCGCGAGCACCUGAAAGAAGAGGAAGAGCCUCCGACGACCUCCAAACGCUCCGAUCCUCCCCACCCCUCAUCUAAUGGUGGGAUGUCUCGAACACCCUCAAGAUCUCACCUACAAGCUCAGCUUCCGUAUGGGAUGAACGGUGCUGGCGGUAUGCCUGGAGGCAUCUCUCCAUCUCCUCGAGGUGGCCCAUACCCCGGCGGAGCAGGCCAGUACAACUCAUCUAUUCCCCCUAAUCAAUUCUAUGGGUCGGGUGUAGGGAGAGAUUCGAUGGGUGGUAUGGGUGGUAUGGGAAAUAUAGGUGGAAUGGGGCAGAUAGGCAUUGGAGGGGGCUCGCCGAUGACGACCAGGAGCGGAGGUGGCGGGAAUAUGGGGAUGGGCAUGGGCAUUGGUAUGGGAAUGGAUGGUCUGGGAAUAACCCCGGAUGUCAGGCGGAGGAUGUAGUCUCGUGAGUGACGCUAUUGUCCGUAGCGCCACGUUGUAUGAUCCUGAUUGUAUUU
Messenger RNA from Stereum hirsutum FP-91666 SS1, 817 nucleotides. RefSeq lists its product as uncharacterized. The coding region runs from base 18 to 761 and encodes 247 amino acids. The transcript is spliced from 4 exons. NCBI's taxonomy places the organism in Eukaryota, Fungi, Basidiomycota, Agaricomycetes, Russulales, Stereaceae. The record is from RefSeq and is a predicted model, not a curated record.